Messenger RNA from Peromyscus californicus insignis, 4698 nucleotides. It is a transcript of the gene Mvb12b, whose product is annotated as multivesicular body subunit 12B. NCBI's taxonomy places the organism in Eukaryota, Metazoa, Chordata, Mammalia, Rodentia, Cricetidae. The record is from RefSeq and is a predicted model, not a curated record. Gene Ontology annotation, cellular component: late endosome; ESCRT I complex. Gene Ontology annotation, biological process: virus maturation; viral budding; regulation of epidermal growth factor receptor signaling pathway. Bases 90 to 1043 code for a protein of 317 amino acids. The transcript is spliced from 10 exons.
CGCCGCUCCCGGGGAGGCUGCGCUCGAGCUGCGGCGCCGGCUGCAGCCGCCUGGGCCCCGGGCCCGGCUCCUCCCGCGCCGCCCGGGCGAUGAGAAGCUGCUUCUGCGUGAGACGGAGCCGGGACCCGCCGCCGCCGCAGCCGCCGCCGCCCCAGCGGGGAACAGACCACGCCACCAUGCCUGAAGUCAAAGAGCUUUCAGAAGCCUUGCCAGAGACGCCAAUGGACCCCAUCACCGGAGUCGGGGUGGUGGCUUCCCGGAACCGAGCCCCGACGGGCUAUGAUGUGGUCGCACAGACAGCAGAUGGCGUGGAUGCUGACCUCUGGAAGGACGGCUUAUUCAAGUCCAAGGUCACCAGAUACCUGUGUUUCACGAGGUCGUUUUCCAAAGAGAAUAGUCACUUGGGGAAUGUGCUGGUGGACAUGAAGCUCAUCGAUGUCAAGGACACAUUGCCUGUGGGCUUCAUUCCUAUUCAGGAGACAGUGGACACACAGGAGGUGGCCUUUAGGAAGAAGAGGCUAUGCAUUAAAUUUAUUCCCCGGGAUUCAACCGAAGCUGCCAUUUGUGACAUUCGCAUCAUGGGCCGGACCAAGCAGGCACCUCCCCAGUACACAUUUAUUGGGGAACUGAACAGCAUGGGCAUCUGGUAUCGCAUGGGCAGAGUGCCAAGAAACCACGACUCAUCUCAACCCACCACGCCCUCACAGUCAUCAGCGGCUUCCACCCCAGCCCCAAACCUUCCCAGGCACAUCUCACUAACACUACCGGCUACCUUCCGAGGCAGAAACAACACCAGUACAGACUAUGAGUACCAGCUCUCCAAUCUGUAUGCCAUAUCAGCAAUGGAUGGUGUGCCUUUCAUGAUUUCAGAGAAGUUUUCCUGCAUCCCAGAAAGUAUGCAGCCUUUUGAUCUCUUGGGUAUCACCAUCAAGUCCCUGGCAGAAAUUGAAAAGGAGUACGAGUACAGUUUCCGCACGGAGCAGAGCGCAGCAGCACGGCUCCCACCCAGCCCUACCCGGUGCCAGCAGAUCCCCCAGUCGUGAGGAGCCCACAGCCUCAUGGGGGAGAAGACGUCUCCUACCCGGUGCCCAGACUACUGAUGGGGUGGCUGGGGGGAGAGUUACUCCCUCCCCCACCUGCCCAUUCUGCUUGCCCUCCCCACUGACCAAGAGACUCUGGGCAGCUGUGUGGUCAUAUACGGUCAUCAGCUUGCCUAACAAGACUCCCCUGCCUCCCUGGGAACGUUGUUUGUGACUAAUGUAUGUGCUGUUAGUGACCAGAGGCUCCUAGCAUACCUGUGUGAUGACCACUUACCCCACAAAGAAAGAAGAACCCUUCCCUACCUGGAGUCACCCAUGAGGGCCCGGGCACAUGUUCCAGCGGCCCAGUGAUGCCCACUGGCUCCCUUCAAAUGACCAUCACCCACUCUAAGAAUCCCACAAAGCCACUGUCGCCCUCCUGGAAGACUCCAGGGUUGACUGCAUCACAUAGGACCCUGCAAGAUGCACUGCUCACCUCUGACCCAGGCUACCUGAGAACAAGCAUUCCUGUCAACAGGUUCAAGUGGCCCAUGCAUUUCAUGAUGACACUGAGAAAACAGGACUCUGCUUCACUCCAGACAACUGUGGACUCUUCCGCCAAUGCACACACUGGAUGUCCAGAGAGCACAGAUGGGACUCCGCUCUCUGUGGAGGUAACUGGGUGCCUACCUGGACAGAAACUUGGCUGCUAGGGUGCUGGGCCUGGCCACAAGCUCCAAUCCCCACAAAGGGCUCAUCUAUGGAGCAUCCACCUGCCAGCAACAGCCUCCAUAUGCCUCUGCCUGGUGCCCUGACCUGGUGGCGACUGACACAGAGCAUGCUCUGAGAGGCAUGGUACCCAGCCCUGCAGGGACACAGCACAAGGGCACCAACUCCUCUCAGCCAGACCCACCCACAGUCCAGAAGGCACCUCCUACCAGGGAUCUGCUGUUUUGAAAAGUCCCUAUGUCCCAGGCCUCUGAAUUUUGCCUAGAACAUUUCAUGGGUGUCCAUCUGAGGUGCCAAGUUCAACUCCACAUGUGUUGCCAUGAAAAUAGUGGCCACUACUGUCCCAGCUCUCAGCCUCACGUGAUGCACUGCUUUGCCAUAUUUGGCUAUUAGGAUUUGUCUGACAUUGGUCCCUGGAGUGUCUGUGGAUGUGAAGGUGUGCACAGUGGUCAGUAGCCAUAGGCAGCUACACUCCAGUGGGUACAAACCUCUCCAGUUACAGCUCCAGAGAGCCACAAGCAGCUGAGUGGCCAAGGUGCAAAAGGAUCAGCAGCAAGAACCAGCCGACAAGAUGGAGUGAGCCAGGGCAGGGCCAAAAAUACCUCACCAACCUCCAUCAGCCCCUCAGCUCCUCAGGUCCUUUGUGGCCCACCCUCUCUCCUCAGUCAGCCUUCUCUGCUUGAUGGUACUUCAUUUCUGUGUCAGGAAUGGUCACCUUACCUUCUCUCAGAUUUGAGCACACCCUGUGGGGUACCCAUCAACCCCCGACUCUGGGUCCCACAGCCUCUAGGCAGCACAGGCCAUGAAAAGGUAGUUAACUCAAAUGCCGGUGUCCCAGAGGCCUGUGGGGUCAAAACCUAUGCCACACUGGUGCUCAGGAGAGCUGAUGAACUGUCCCCCAGACCGCUCCAUAAGCUGGGGACCUGAGGACCUGUGUCUACUGCUCCUGGUGUAACACCAAGUGGCCCAACAGAGAAGCGAGCACUCAUAGCCUGAGUUAAGUGGGAAGGUUGGGGGUAAAGCUCCAGCGUCUCCUGGCCACUUCCUUUACGCUUGCGCACAUUGUCUUAUCACCUCUUUCCAUUUCCCAGUUGUGAAAUUGUCCCUACCAAGUGAUGCCAGGUGGUCCUCCCCCUUCCUUCCCUUGAUGGAGAAUGUGGCUUCCCUGAAGCUCUUACAGGCCCUGGGCGUUCCAAGGUGAAGACAGUGGACCCUUUGUCGGUAAUCAAAAAGGCCAAGUGAAGAGGUUCCUGGAGGAAGGACGCAAGCUCUGCAGCCCCCUCACGCCCUCCCACAGGACUCUGCCACUGGGCCUCGGGCUCUGCAGCCCACUCACGCCCUCCCACAGGACUCCGCCACUGGGCCUCGGGCUCUGCAGCCCACUCACGCCCUCCCACAGGACUCCGCCACUGGGACUCAGCCUCUGCAGCCCACUCACGCCCUCCCACAGGACUCCGCCACUGGGACAAGAGCAAACUGCAUGCUCUGAGCUGGAGUAACCUCGGGACAUGGCAGACUUAAUUUAAGAAUAACCUUGACUGUGAAUGAUGUAGCGUCAACAGCUUCUAGCUUUUGAAGUGUUAAGGACAACUUGGUGUCUGUUGUAAGUUUUAGGUUGCACCAAACCCCUGGUUUCUUGUCUUCUGGCAGUGGUAGUGGUGGUGUGUGCACACCCUUGUUCACCUUGUGUGGACCCAGCACAGAUCCAGACCUAGGAGACGGGGCUGCGGCUCACAGCCUUUUGUGUAUGGUGUGGAACGCUUGUCCGCACGACCCCUGGCCGCUGUGCGAUGAGCACACAGAACCCUGGGAGGGGUGAAGAGCUGCAGCCUCUCCCUUAGGUCUCCUCCUCCCCCACCAGCAUGUCCCACAGCUGCUGCUGUCCCUGCCAAGCACACGUCUUUCUCUUGAAAAGGCUAACCAGAGCACAGCACCCUACCCCACAGUCCCCACAUUGAAAAGUCAGUUCCUUCCUAAGGGCCUUGGAAGUGGCACAUGGGUGAUGAGCAGGGGGAGGUGGGCUCCAGGCUCACUCGCAAAUUUAUCAUAAGGCCAAGUCUAAGAAUUCACAUCAGCCUCACUCACCUUGGGAAAAGGACAGGUCAGAGUCAUGAGUAUUCUUCCUGGUGGUCAGUGGCAUGUGGCCACCUGUGACCAUGGCCAUUCUGCAGGAAGCAGCUGAUGACCCUCUGCCAGAAGGACACAUACACAAGGGGACCGAGAUACUGAGCUCACCCCCUUCCUUCACUGGGCACUAGACCUGGCAGACUUAAGCACAUCUCCUGUCAUCCCCAAACAAGCCCAGCACUGGGUGCUCUUUGUCCCCUGUCACAUGAAGAGCCUGGGGCAUGUCUGUAAGCUUGCCAGUAGCAGGGGCAGAACCUGACCCCAAAAUCCCUGUGCCAACCAUCUGGCCUUUGUGCCCAUCCCUGUGAUGGGCUUUCUUUUGCUAUGGAUUCACCUCACCAUGGCAGUGGAUCCUGGGCACAGGUCAGGCUGAGAGCUCAUCCUGUGCCUCCUGUGACCCGAGGACCCCCCAGCCUCUGAGCAUGUCUCCUGCUGCGGUCAUAGGAAAGGCCUUGAUGUGCCGCCAGGCCGUGAAGUGCCGAAUUCACGGAAUCGCUCUGCGUCCCUCUGACCCCCAGAGCCUGAUGAAGAAGCUGGGCCCUCGUUCCUGUACCCAGCUCCCUCUCAGGUGGCGAGGCACAGCAGAGCGGCCCGGCUUCCCUUGCUCUGGGUGGAAGGUGGAGCAGCCAUCAGCACCAGUCCAGGCUGUUUCCCUUCAGAGCCUGUGAGCUGCUGGGCCACUGUGUGGCGCUGGGAACGAGGACCUUAGGCCCAGCUGCCUUCCUGUGUAUUUAUUCAAGGUGACUGCUUGGCAAAGGGGGUUUCACUGUGUGGCUGUAUUCUUAAUAUAAUUUGUUAAAUAAAUGUUUGUUUUAACCUCUUU